Molecule: messenger RNA, 2291 nt
Organism: Phalaenopsis equestris
Lineage: Eukaryota; Viridiplantae; Streptophyta; Magnoliopsida; Asparagales; Orchidaceae
Product: asparagine synthetase domain-containing protein 1-like
Exons: 15
Molecular function (GO): asparagine synthase (glutamine-hydrolyzing) activity
Source: RefSeq, a predicted model, not a curated record
UAAUUUUUUCCAACUUCCCAUCUCUGUCCAAAACCCUCGGCUAUGUCAAAAACCAUCGCGUGAACGAAACUUUCAACAUUCGCGGACGAUAACGACGGGAUCGUGGCUUACACUUACAGAGACCGCCUAAACUCCCAUCUUUCUCAUCAUUCCGCUCUGCUCCUACUAGAAACCAUUGAGGAAGAAAUAGUUAUCAAAGUACCAAUUGCCUCUUUCCCCCGAGGCAGGGGAUUUUGAGCUAGAAAAUGUGCGGAAUAGCUGCAGUUAUCAGUGGGAUUCAGAUCAUCGGAUCCAAUCUUUCCAGGAAAACGAAGGAAGCUUCUCCUUUAGAAGCCAAAAAGGACUAUGGAUCAGUUCUUGUAACUAUAGAUAACCUCAAGUCUGCUUUGCAAAGAAGAGGUCCUGAUAGCUUGGGGUGCAGAAAUGUUUUGAUUCAGUCAGAAUGUGAAAAUUUGGUUAAAAAAUGCGAAACAACUUGCACAAAGGAUGUAAGUGUCAGUGGAAUAAAUUCUAUUGCACAAGUACAUUUCAUUGGUGCAAUGUUACAACUUAGGGGCUUAAAUCCGGUUUCUCAGCCGCUAGAGGAUGCAUCUGGGAAUCUUCUUGUAUAUAAUGGCGAAAUAUUUGACGGUAUACACAUUGCUGAUGAUAGCAAUGACUUGGAAGUUCUUCUCCAUGAACUUGAAACAUGCUGUUCUUUUGACUGUCAUGAAUACAUUGAUGGAUUUUCUAAUUCAGACCAUGGGAAAUCUAUACCUGAUGUCCUUUCAACUAUCAAAGGCCCAUGGGCUUUCAUUUACUGGCAGGAUAAGUCAAAAACUAUGUGGUUUGGUCGAGAUGCAUUCGGUAGAAGAAGUCUCCUGGUCCACUGGCCAACAUGCACCGACUCUAGAUUUAUUCUAUCUUCAGUUUCACCGCCUUUAUUUGUAGAAAACCAUUCAGGUUCAAACUUCAUAAAGAAUGGACUUGAAAAUGAGAUGGCUAAUGUUGUUACAAGUUCAACAAAUGAAAUUUGCUACUGGGAAGAACUUCCUUGUGGAAUUUACAGCAUUGAGUUAAAUAUCUCAAAUAAAAAUGUGCAAUUCAUGAAGGAAGACUUGUUAGGUGUUGUUCGAAAGCACAGAUGGAGGAAUCCCCGAUUAAGUAAAGUUAUCUCAUGGGAUCGAUUGCUCCUGGAUCCCAAGAUAGAACACGUUCAUCCAAUUCAAACAGAGCAACUUCCACUACCAGCCGAUUGUUUAAUAGUGCAGGGUGAACCAGCACAAAGAGUACUCUCUGCUCUAAGAAGAUCUGUGAUGAGGCGCACUAAAAUGAACUCAAUCUUUCAGACUUCUAUGAAGGAAUGUGGAGAAGUGGAAGCAUCUCCUGUGGCAAUUCUCUUCUCUGGAGGGUUAGAUUCUAUGAUACUUUCUGCAUUACUGGACCAGUGUCUAAACCCACAAUAUAUAAUAGAUUUGUUAAAUGUAAGCUUUGAUGGCCAGUUUGCUCCUGACAGAGUUUCAGCAAGAUUAGGGCUAAGAGAACUUCAGAAGAUUGCUCCAAUGAGAAGAUGGCGACUUGUGGAGAUUGAUGCAACGCUCUUAAAUCUGACAAUGAAAACCACUAAACAUGUAAUGUCGUUAAUACAUCCAGCAGAAACCUUUAUGGAUUUAAACAUUGGUAUAGCAUUAUGGUUAGCUGCUGGUGGAGAUGGCCGUGUGGAUGGACAAAUAUGUAAUUUUCAUCAGGAAGAUCAGCAUUAUUACAAAUACAAAUCAGAAGCUCGUGUUCUACUUGUUGGAUCUGGUGCCGAUGAACAAUGCGCUGGUUAUAGUAGGCAUAGAACAAAGUAUCAGCUUGACGGAUGGCGAAUGACACAAGCUACGCCAUCAUUCAAGGAUGCAGUACAUUCCCUAUCACUGUCGACAGUACAAUCUGUCAGAUUGUCAGACGUUGAGUUGCCCCAAGAAGCUGCUACAACGAAUGACACGAGCUACGCCAUCAUUCAAGGAUGCAAUCCAUUCCUGAUCACUGUUUGUAGCAGAAUCUGUCAGAUUGUCUCUCCACCAGAAGAAGUCACUCUUCUCCUUGAUUCUCCGCAGGUACCUGUGGAACUCUCCCAUAGCUACGUGCCUAACGCGACGCCAGUAGGGAAGACUGAAGUUUGCAGUGGUAGAGAAAUCUUCGGGAGGUACAUGCUCAUGAUUCUCGUCCGCUUGAUGGAAGUUGAUAUUGUUGCGGGAAGGAUGUCUCCAAUUGAAAUUGUUGAGCGCCAUUGUGGCAAUCACAAUCUGCACCUGUUUGAAAAACAG